GCUCCUGGAAACACUACAUGUAUUCAGGUCAUUUAAAUUUCGCUUUAUUCUUUGAUUUUAGUAUAGAAAUAGAAGGAUUCAUAUCCCAUUCCAUGCUGGAUUGAUAACUUGUGUAAAGUAAUGUUUUAAAACGGACUUAAACGUUGCAACACAAGUCAUAAGAUAAGCGAGGAAACAGAAUUUUUUUAAUAAAAAGAAAAGGAGUUUAUGUAGUACACGUAGCACGGGUAAAUUUAAUCGUAGUCGAAUAUACGAAAUUAAAUAAAACAAAUUUAAAACAAUACUUAAAAAAUUCAAUAAUCACGCAUUUAAAUGUUUAAUACACUUGCUUUAUUUUUACAUAAAUACGCCAGCUAGUAAAAACGGUAAAAAGGAUACAUUUAUUCCAAAAAUGAGUGAUAAAAAAUGGGAACCUAUUUCGAUCGAAGAAACUAUGUGCAGAAUAUAUCCUGAUCAGUUUCAUAUUCUUGAAAAUUAUGGUCGAUCUGACGAUAUCGAUGAGCAAUAUUUGAAAAAUAUAAAUAUUGUAAAUGAACCUAGUGCCUCAAAAAAUAUUUUGCCAGUUAAACAAUUUUCGAUUAAAAUUGUGCCCACCGAAAAUAUUUUAAGUGAUGAUGAAGAUGAUGAUGAUAUUAGACACAUUAAAGAAAUGGAAUUAAAUGAACGUGAACAGAUCAAUUCAAUGAGGAAUGUUGGUUUGGCACCAGAUAUUAAUAGCUAUGUAAAUAGUAAUAAAACAUUCCCCUGUAUCAUAAAUGGGGGAACAAGAAAGCAAAAGAAAGGUCCACCAAUUAUUUUAGAUGAUGAUUUUUUCAAUGUUUCCAAAAUAAAAGAAACUAACAAAAGUAAUUUAAAUUCCGAAAGUGUACAAAAUAACUUGAAUAUAUCUUCAGAAUCAAAUGCCACUUCCAUGACAACAUUAACGAAUGAUAUAUCUAAUGUAUCUUUAAGCAGUACCGAAAGUUCAUUUGAAAGUGUUCCAUUAAAAAAUAAACCAAAAAGUAUUUAUGAUAUUUUAAAAAUUGCAAGAGUACCACCGCCAAAGGAAGAGGAUAAGAACGAAGCAUAUAAUAAAGAAUAUCCAGCCUUAAAUGCAACGAAAAAAAAAGUAAAAAAAAGAUCUUCAAAAUGAAAUUCCAUUUAAUUUGGCUGUUCAAAAACUUUUCCGCAACGUUGGAACUUUAAAUAUGCUGCAAUUAUGGAAUUAUUUUACACAUGCAAUUAUGGAACAAAGAUGCAAUAUUAAUCGAAACUAAAUUUUCAAGAAUCUCCUAUUUAAAGGAAUAGUUU
Molecule: messenger RNA, 1290 nt
Organism: Condylostylus longicornis
Lineage: Eukaryota; Metazoa; Arthropoda; Insecta; Diptera; Dolichopodidae
Exons: 3
Coding region: 392-1132 (246 amino acids)
Source: RefSeq, a predicted model, not a curated record